Rotaria socialis is the source of this 396-nucleotide messenger RNA. The record is from the annotation of a GenBank genome assembly. NCBI's taxonomy places the organism in Eukaryota, Metazoa, Rotifera, Eurotatoria, Philodinida, Philodinidae.
AUGGGUGAUUAUCCAGUAUCAGUGAAAGAUCUUCAAACUCUUAUAGAUAAAUAUUCAAAAUUAGAUCAUAAUUUAGUUUUGUCAGAUAUAUACGUCAAAGAUAGACAGAAUUAUGCAUCGUGCUUGAAAAUUUCAUCAACAAAUGUUUUAGAUAUACUAGAUCAAAAUAAAACUACAUUUGUAACUCAUUGUUAUGUAACAAUAUUACGUUUUGUAACUCUUGCUUAUAUUGAUAAAACAACAGAUAUAUUGAAGAGAUUAUUUUUUGCAUGGUCAAAUGUCUUUAUUUGUCGACUUUGGUUUACAUGGAUAAGACAUAAACUAAUAAUUGAUACAGAAAAAAAAGCCAACACAGCCAAAUACCGCCUUACAAAAAAAUUGAGCACCAUUUUAUGA